Molecule: messenger RNA, 3615 nt
Organism: Doryrhamphus excisus (bluestripe pipefish)
Lineage: Eukaryota; Metazoa; Chordata; Actinopteri; Syngnathiformes; Syngnathidae
Gene: nsmaf
Product: neutral sphingomyelinase (N-SMase) activation associated factor
Molecular function (GO): protein binding
Source: RefSeq, a predicted model, not a curated record
AUUGUGUGUGCGUGCGCCUGUCACGUGGUGUGGAGCCAGCUUCCUUGUUGACAGACGUUUGACUGACUGGCGUCUUCUGCGAGCUGAGACGUCGGGGAGGAUGGUGUGCAGUCAUGGCGUUUUUGAAGACUAAAGAGCGAAAGAAAGAAAGGUUUUCUCUCCUGCUGCUAGAUCUGGAGGAAUAUUAUUUUGAAGAGCACACGGCGUACCAUGUGACCAGUAUCUCCUCCACCUCAGCCAAGACCAGAAAAAUCCGAGGUUCAUUCAAGGUGUGUUCCAGAUCGGUCAUUUUCGACCCAGAUGAUCUCACUGAGCCAAUUUUAAAGAUUCCACUGCGAGACUGCCAGCAGAUCCAGUUUGAGGCCAAAGAGAGCAACCCAUUCCAUGAACCGAAACCAUCCUCUAUUUCAAUAGAGUGUCAACAGGUUAUUUACAUCAAAGAGAACUGCAUCAUUUCACCGUACAGAAACCAAAGAGGGGCGAAGACGGUGAACUUCCAGCUGGAGGUGUGGCGGAAGACUGAAGAUGUGGUCCAAACUCUCCAUCAGCUGCACAGAGCAUCGUGUCUGGAAAAGCUCGGAGACCAGACGGCCAUGAUUACCGCCAAUCUCCAGUCUCGGCUGGCAAGGUCGUCUUUUGACAAGUUGUGCUUUCAGAGCGUGGCUGAGAAGCCUCACAUGGAGUGUGCGGUGGCCAUGGUCCUCCCCCUGGUGUCCAAUCCCGGCCACGCGUGCAUCACGGAUGACAAUCUCUACUUCCAGCCCCUGAAUGGAUACCCGGAACCAGUCAUUCAGAUCAAACUGCAGCAAGUGAGGCGGAUCUACAAGAGAAGACACGGACUCCGACCCCUGGGUCUCGAAGUGUUCUGCUCUGAGAACGACUUCUGCUCGGACAUCUACCUGAAGUUCUACAACACGACGGACAGAGAUGAAAUGUAUUACUACAUCGCCACGUUCCUGGACAACCACGUGACGGAGCACACGGCGGAGAGCUACAUGCUGCAGUGGCAGCGCGGCCACCUCAGCAACUUCCAGUAUCUCCUCCACCUCAACAACCUGGCCGACCGCAGCUGCAACGACCUCUCGCAGUACCCCGCCUUCCCCUGGGUCCUCGCCGACUACACGAGCGCGCAGCUGGAUUUGAGCAACCCUGACACCUUCAGGGACCUGAGCAAACCCGUUGGGGCGUUAAACCAGGAGCGCUUGGACCAGCUUCUGCAUCGCUUCCGAGGAAUGCCGGAGCCUCGCUUCCUGUACGGCAGCCACUACUCGUCUCCCGGCUACGUCCUGUUUUACCUGGUCAGGGUUGCUCCAGAACACAUGUUGUGUCUGCAGAACGGCCGCUUUGACCACGCAGACCGCAUGUUUAACAGUAUUGGAGAAACGUGGAAAAACUGCUUAGAGGGAGCAACAGACUUCAAAGAGCUGAUUCCAGAAUUCUACGGAGAUGAUCCCAGCUUCUUGGGAAACCAUCUCAACCUGGAUCUGGGCCGACGGCAGAACGGGAGCUACGUGGGCGACGUCGCCCUCCCGCCCUGGGCCUCAGACGCCAGAGAUUUUCUUCAGAAGCACAAGAUGGCGCUGGAGAGUCCGUACGUGUCGGAGCACCUCCACCAGUGGAUCGACCUGGUGUUUGGCUUCAAGCAGAGAGGCGUUGAAGCGCUCGUGGCGAAUAACGUCUUUCACCCGCUGACCUAUGAAGGUGGCGUCGACUGUGACAGUAUCGAGGACCCGGACCAGAGGGUGGCCAUGCUGACGCAGAUACUGGAGUUUGGUCAGACGCCCACGCAGCUCUUCACCACUCCUCAUCCUCAGAGGAUCACGCCGAGGGUGCAGCAGAACCUCACCAGGAGCCCCAGCCUCACCUCGCCCAUCAGUGACCUCACGCCAGGCUCUCUGAACGAGGACUCGUCCUUCGAAGAUCUGACAGAAGAGAGCAGGAAGUUGGCGUGGUCCAACAUGGGCCGCCUCACGCCGAGCGCCCGCCACAAGAUCCAUAAGGAGGCGGUGACGGCCGUCGCUGUGACUCGAGAUGGAGCUUCUAUCUUCACCACAUCCCAAGACUCCACGCUGAAGAUGUUCUCCAAAGAACUGAAGGACUUCCAGAGGAGCGUAUCUUUCUCCAACAUGGCCUUGUCAUCGUGCUUGAUGCUGGCAGACAGUGAGAUCGUGGCGUGUUCGUCGUGGGACAAUAACGUGUAUUUCUACUCCAUCCCGUACGGGAGGCGUCAGGACACGCUGAUGGGUCACGACGACGCCGUCAGCGAAGUGUGCUGGUCCAACGACAAGCUCUACACGGCGUCCUGGGACUCCACCGUCAAGGUGUGGCGGUGCGAUCCCCGUACUCUGUGCGCUCACAAGAGGUCCCGCUUUGAGCUGCUGGCGGAACUGGAGCACGAUUCCGGGGUGAACGCCAUCGGACUGAGUCCCACGGGGCGUUUGCUGGUAUCGGGAUGCAAGGACGGGGCCGUCACCAUCUGGGACACGAGCACCUACGGAACGCUGCAGCAGGUGGACUGCCACACGGGCACCGUGCACCGCCUGGCCUUCAGUCCUGAUGGUCUCCAUGUCCUCAGCAUCGGCGCCGACUCCUGCAUGAAAGUUACUGACGUGCAGACGGGAAUGGUCAUCUCAUCUGUCAAAGCCGAGGAGGAGCUGAGGUGUUUCUGCUGGGAUGGCAACUCUGUGUUGUGUGGGGGGCAGUCAGGUGACCUCCUGCUGUGGGACUUAAUGAGUAACGCCAUCACCUCCAGGAUGUCGGCACAUUCAGGUGCAGUCACGGCCAUCUGGAUGAACGAGCUGUGCGGCACGGCGGUCACGGGGGGAGAAGACAGACAGAUCAUCUACUGGAAGAUGCACAACUAAACAGCAGACAAUAAAGCAGCAGAGGAAAUAUCUGCAGCAUCUUACAGUACUUCUACUUGUACACUGACUGUAUAGUAUUAUAUACUGUAUAUACAGUAUAUCUGCCUUGGUACCUUAACACCGUCCCCACCCGACAUCCUCAGACUCGUGCUAAAGAAGAGGAGGACGGGAUAUAUUUCCAGAGAGAAAUGAUGCAGUCAUCAAACAUGGCUGAUGUCGGAAAGGUCAUUGUUUCUCCAGGAUAUUCUGGGAAGACAAAAAACACGCCGUGUUACCCCUCGUCCGUCCUUCCGUCAUCCACCCGACACGUCAGUGCCAGGACCAAAUUAUGGGAUGUUACCUUGAUAGGCCGCAGACUGGCGAACGCUCGGAGCAGCUUUGGUGUUUGUGGUUUUUGUCCAAAGAGAGCGAGACCUUUUGGCUUGUCCUCGUCUUUAGCGCCUGCGUUUUUGCCAGCAGGAGCUUUGGCCUUGGUCAGUUUCCUUUAUACGCACGCACACACACACACACACACACACACAUAUAAAUAAAAUGCCACCCAAAAUAUUGUCUCAAGAUUCUUGACAUUGUCAGUCAAUAAAAAUGUCAACAAGCCCCGGAGGGUCGAGUUCCAGUAUAUUUUUACUUUACUGAUGGCUUUUGUUUUCAUCUUCACCUCAGCACAUACGCAGUGUUGUUCAACAACGCAUCUGUUGUCAUGAUGUCUGGCUUGUUUUCCUUCAAAAAUAAACAUCUGCCAUUUGGACAUACA